UUCUGGAUUGUUCCCUCACGUGGAGUGUGUGCCUUCCUUUCAGAUCCUCGCGCACGAACUGUGUUGCAGCUCCACGUCGGCUCUCAAACAUUCAGAAAUAUGGCCUUCAGGAAGUUCCUCCCUCUGUUCGACCGGGUGCUGGUGGAGCGCCUCACAGCGGAGACGGUGACGAAGGGGGGCAUCAUGCUGCCAGAGAAGUCCCAGGGCAAAGUUCUGCAGGCCACGGUGGUGGCAGUCGGACCGGGCUCCGUCAACCAGGACUUCUACAACUGGCCGGAUGAGUCGUUUGAGGAGAUGGACAGCACGCUGGCUGUUCAACAGUACAUUCAGCAGAGUAUUCGAUCGGACUGCUCCAACAUUGACAAAAUCCUGGAGCCUCCAGAGGGUCAGGAUGAGGGCGUGUGGAAGUACGAGCACCUCAGGCAGUUCUGUUUGGAACUGAACGGACUUGCUGUAAAACUGCAGAGCGAGUGUCAUCCUGACACCUGCACUCAGAUGACGGCCACAGAGCAGUGGAUCUUUUUAUGUGCUGCCCACAAGACGCCCAAAGAGUGCCCCGCCAUCGAUUACACCAGGCACACGCUGGACGGAGCUGCCUGUCUUCUCAAUAGCAACAAAUACUUCCCCAGCAGGGUGAGCAUCAAGGAGUCAUCGGUGGCCAAGCUGGGCUCCGUUUGUCGUCGCAUCUAUAGGAUAUUCUCUCAUGCUUACUUCCAUCAUCGUCAGAUAUUUGACAAGUACGAGAACGAGACGUUCCUGUGUCACCGGUUCACCCGCUUCGUGAUGAAGUACAACCUGAUGUCCAAGGACAACCUGAUCGUCCCCAUCCUGGAGGAGGAGGUGCAGAACGCCUCGUCAGCCGGAGAGAGCGAGGCCUAAAGCUGCUGCUGCUGCAGGACUCCCUCAUCCACACCGUACAGAGGAGACGCACUCGUUCUGCAGAAAUACACACAUAUAUACACACACUACAGUGUAUUAAGGCUUCUGUCUCAGACAUUGUCCACCCCCCACCCCCCCGCUCUCCUGUGUCUUGUAAAGCUACCAGGAGCCGAGCUCAGCCUGCAGGACAGUCUAAACUGUCCCCGACUCAGCGUGUCCACAGGAAGCUGCUGCGUCACGCCGGCCGCUUUUAGCCUCCAUCGAGUUUUAACGUCUCGUUAAAGUGAUUUAAAAACAUUUUAGCUGCACGUCGACGAGCUGCUGACACACAAACCUGUUUAUGAACGGCUGUUUCUGCUUUUCAUAAAGAAUGAAAACGUUUUGUUCAAUAAAUCAGUUAAAGUAGAAAUCCUCCAGGAUUAAAUUUUCCAAAUAUUUGAGACGUCUGUGUCUGUUCAGCACCUGAGCUCGAUUCCUCUGCAGUCUGAUUUAUUUGACUCCUUUUCUCCUCUGGAUGUAAACAGAGAAAAGUAUAAAAACUUUUCUUUCUCCAGACUUUGUCCCCGUUUCAGGUCCAAAAUGUCCUCAAACCAGCAGAGACUUUUACAUUAAAUAUAAAUUUAAAUAAACGAGUCUUUGCAGCAGCAGCAUCUGACAUGGAAGCUGCUUAAAAUGAGAAAUGGAUUCAAAGAUUCCAUAACUGCAGGUUAUUCAUAGUUAUUUAAUGUUUUUCCCCACUCCAAACAAAAACAUCAUUUUACCAAACGAACAUAAAAACUCAGAACAUUUAUCGUAAAGAAAACGCUCAAGAACUUCUGCACGAUUGUCGUCAUCCAUCUGGAUGCAGGUUUUGUUGGAGGUGGGAGCUCGCAGAAGACACACUUAACAUGUAAACUUUACAGUUAACGUGUAAACUUUACAGUUAGCUUGAAAACUUUACAGUUAACG
Nematolebias whitei (Rio pearlfish) is the source of this 1827-nucleotide messenger RNA. Its product is annotated as MOB-like protein phocein. The transcript has 9 exons. The record is from RefSeq and is a predicted model, not a curated record. Gene Ontology annotation, cellular component: mitochondrial matrix; cytoplasm. Gene Ontology annotation, molecular function: protein-folding chaperone binding; metal ion binding; protein folding chaperone. Lineage: Eukaryota; Metazoa; Chordata; Actinopteri; Cyprinodontiformes; Rivulidae. The coding region runs from base 100 to 879 and encodes 259 amino acids.